This is a messenger RNA of Rubroshorea leprosula, 1899 nucleotides long. NCBI's taxonomy places the organism in Eukaryota, Viridiplantae, Streptophyta, Magnoliopsida, Malvales, Dipterocarpaceae. The record is from the annotation of a GenBank genome assembly.
CAGAUUCCUCCUCCACCACCCUUCCGAUUCCAUGGGCCUCUCCGGCCUCCUCGUCCUCCCGCAAUCCUUCGGGGCGAUUUAUUUGGGGGAGACUUUUUGCAGCUACAUCAGUAUCAACAACAGCUCUAACUAUGAAGUUAGAGACAUAAUUAUAAAGGCUGAAAUUCAAACAGAGAGGCAGAGGAUCCUCCUCUUGGAUACAUCAAAAUCGCCAGUUGAAUCAAUACGUGCAGGGGGUCGAUAUGAUUUUAUUGUGGAACAUGAUGUGAAGGAACUUGGAGCUCACACACCGGUGUGUACUGCACUGUACAAUGAUGGUGAUGGUGAGAGAAAAUAUCUUCCACAGUUUUUCAAGUUCAUUGUUUCGAAUCCGCUAUCAGUUCGGACAAAGGUCCGCGCUGUCAAGGAAACUACAUAUUUAGAGGCUUGCAUUGAAAAUCAUACAAAAUCAAACCUCUAUAUGGAUCAAGUUGACUUUGAACCAUCCCAACAUUGGAGCUCUACAGUACUAAAAGCAAAUGAAAACCAUCUUGUUGGCAAUGAUUCAACAAGGCAAAUAUUUAAGCCACCAAUUCUUAUCAGAUCUGGUGGGGGAAUUUACAAUUUUCUUUAUAAAUUGAGACUCUCUUCACAGGAUUCUGGACAAGUCAAAGUUGAGGGAACUAAUAUUUUGGGUAAACUUCAAAUAACAUGGCGUACAAAUCUGGGUGAGCCUGGCCGCUUACAAACACACAGCAAAUACUUGGCACUAUUACUUUCUGCACAGACUUUUAAGUAUCCUAUUUACUUUGGGAGUUUAUGGCUUGCAUGAAUUAAUGGCUAAUUAGGUUGUAUUUUUCCACUGCAAACUGAUGGGGUUACCUCCCUUUAUAGGUUUUUUUGAUACUUCAUGGUAAUCCUUGUGUUGAACCUUUAUACCCUCCUUAGGUACCAUUGGACAUGUUAUGAAGUAUUAUUCUGUUUUAUACAAGUUCAUGGCAUUAAGCAGUUGGAGUGGAAUAGACUUUCUGGAAUACACUUAGGACAUUUUCUACCUAUAAUAGUUAUAUUUUCUUAAAGUUUUCUGGUUCCUGAUGAUUGGUUUUUCAGCUUCGGAAUCAUAUUGAUAGAAAGCCCUAGCAGCAGCUUUGGAAUCUUAGUGUUAGAAAGCUCAAGCAGCCAAAACUCCGAUUUUCUAAUCAAGGAUUACAUGCACAUAGAGAAGUUACCCUUUUAUGUUAAUGACAUGCAUAUAUACACAUAGAAUGGAUCUUGUUUUCAGCUUCUGGAAAUUAUCUUUUGCAGCCUAUUGCACACAAAGAUGUCGAGUUGCGUUUAGUGGAAGUUCCAUCUGUAAUCAACUUGGAUAGGCCCUUUUUGGUACACUUGAAUCUUGUAAACCAUACUGAUAGUAAGUUGGGCCCCUUCGAGGUUUUCUUAUCACAAAAUAAUUCACACGAGGAGAAGGUUGUUAUGAUUAAUGGUCUUCAGACAAUGGCAUUACCACAGUUGGAGGCAUCUGGUUCCACAGAUUUCCAUCUGAAUCUAAUUGCAACAAAACUUGGGGUCCAGAGAAUUAUGGGCAUUACAGUAUUUGACACACGAGAGAAGAGAAAUUAUGACCCAUUGCCAGAUUUGGAGAUUUUUGUGGAUAUGGAUUGAUUAACAGGUUAAGUCCGAUGGCUUUGGCUUGAGGAGACUUGCGGCUUGCGUAAUAUUUUAGAGAAUGAUUCAUCAAUUUAGCAAAGAUGUGAUUUCUACAUGGCAUAACUGCAAAAUUAAACAGUUUUUUUCACUGUUUACAAUUGGGGGCAAUAUUUUGAAAUUUACCAUGUGGUUUCAACGUAAAUGAAUCUAGGGCACUUGCAGUGCUGGUUGCAAUUGCACUGGCAAGAGCACACCCAUAGCCUUUGCUGUAUG